CUUACAAUGACGUCACAAUGUCUGUUUAUGACGUGGUGUCGUUUAUUAUGACGUCACUUUUCAAUCCCCGUUAACUGAAGUUUAGAGUGGAAAUAACUUCAUGACCCGUCGUUGAUGCCUGGGGUGGAGGGAACCGGGUACGUGCCUUAUGUUCCCGACAAGGUGCCCAUCUCGGGAGAGUACUCCUCCAUUGUAGGGGGCGCUGAGAUGGUGACGUCACCUAAAAGGAAAGGGGGCGUGGCGAAAACGUCCGACAUCAAGAUAUCACUCGGGGGUGCCCAAUCGUCGUCGAUGUCGAUGCUAGAUAUUGAGCGACGUCACGCUGCCUCUGCAAUGCGUGUCGACAGGUCUGAACUAGCCCAUCAGCAGUCAGUGUGGGACAUCGUUGGCAACACCCUGGUGCGUUGCUACCGAGCAGUGGUCGGUGAAGACAAUGACAGCUACAGAGCCCAGCAUGAUGACAGAGAAUAGCCAUUGUUUUUGUUUUGUUGUUUUUUUCAUGAAAUAAUGAUAAAAAAAAUCAAAUUCAGGAAACAUU
This is a messenger RNA of Haliotis rubra (blacklip abalone), 538 nucleotides long. RefSeq lists its product as uncharacterized. NCBI's taxonomy places the organism in Eukaryota, Metazoa, Mollusca, Gastropoda, Lepetellida, Haliotidae. The coding region runs from base 115 to 471 and encodes 118 amino acids. The record is from RefSeq and is a predicted model, not a curated record. The transcript is spliced from 3 exons.